AUGUUCCGCAAAAGGCACCUAAGACCCAACCAACUAGACCAUGACCAGGACGACCAGGACGACCUAGACGACCGAAAAUCACGACCCAACGGAGAAGAGUAUAAUGGAGGCUUCCAAAAACGAAACACUCUAUCACCUGACGCCUCGAUUAACAAACGAAGACUCACUGAGAGAUCCAACCCACGUCAUGACCAUCACGAGUCCGACCGACUUGAUGGAUACCACAAGUCCGACCGACUUGAUGGUCAUGGAGACGAUGAUGAUUAUGGACAUGAUAGUGUCUUGACAGUGGAAGAACUGAGAGCCUUGCAGGAAUUCAGAGCCACUGGCCGUCGCGGUAUUGACACCGACCCCAACCUGCCGAAAGAAGAGUCCGUUGCCGCCAAGUCAGAACAGCCAGAGGUGCCGAGUGGAGACACCGCACACUCUCGAGUGCUGGAAACACACGCGCUGGACGACGAAGACAAACCUCUACCCGGAGGCCUUUUCAGCAAAAAGAUACGGGACAACCUGCUCGAACGGGCCCAACUGGGCACUGACCCCGCAGCUGCUAAGUCCCAUAAGGUACUCCAGGCUGUGUCCAUCCCGGAUGACCACGCGGGACAAGUGUGGAAACCGAUUCUGCAAGAAGUCGACCUGGACGAAAACACAUAA
This is a messenger RNA of Gregarina niphandrodes, 654 nucleotides long. RefSeq lists its product as hypothetical. Lineage: Eukaryota; Apicomplexa; Conoidasida; Eugregarinorida; Gregarinidae. Bases 1 to 654 code for a protein of 217 amino acids. The transcript has a single exon. The record is from RefSeq and is a predicted model, not a curated record.